Molecule: messenger RNA, 573 nt
Organism: Thalassophryne amazonica
Lineage: Eukaryota; Metazoa; Chordata; Actinopteri; Batrachoidiformes; Batrachoididae
Gene: birc5b
Product: baculoviral IAP repeat containing 5b
Exons: 3
Coding region: 42-518 (158 amino acids)
Source: RefSeq, a predicted model, not a curated record
UGGUUUGGUAUCCGUUGGGAGUCUGAUCGUUGAUUAUAGUUAUGGCCUCUGUAGAUGUUCUUAGUACGAGAUUUUAUUCUUAUGAUAAAAUGUACAUGUAUGAUUUACGUGAACAAAGCUUUGCAGAGUGGCCGUUUCGACAGGACUGUAAGUGCACGCCUGAAAAUAUGGCCAAAGCUGGCUUUGUCCACUGUCCCAGUGAGAAUGAACCUGACGUUGCCUGCUGCUUCUUUUGUUUGAUUGAGCUUGAGGGCUGGGAGCCAGAUGAUGACCCCUGGUCUGAGCACAUCAAACGUUCACCAAACUGUGGGUUUCUAACGAUGAACAAAGACUUUACAGAGCUGACAGUGGCUGAAUUCUAUACCAUGGAAAAAGAGAGGCUAAAGAUCUAUAUUGUGAGUAUUUCGGUUUUGAGGAAGUGUUUGUUUAAAUUGAUGUCACACAUUUGUUUCUGUAAUAGAGAAAGACAUGCCAUAAGAAGAUGGCAUAUCUGCGGGACGAAUUUGACCAUACACUGAAGAACCUGAAGGCCCUCUGAUUACCAACAGUCACACAGCUAAGACUGUAGGAAAU